Molecule: messenger RNA, 1746 nt
Organism: Closterium sp. Naga37s-1
Lineage: Eukaryota; Viridiplantae; Streptophyta; Zygnematophyceae; Desmidiales; Closteriaceae
Source: the annotation of a GenBank genome assembly
AUGGAGCUGAAGGCAGCCGUCGGAUCGUUCAUCAAUCUCAAUGCCGUGAAGCGUGUGAAGUCAGCUUCCCAAUCUCCUCGUCCCACCUACCCCCCCACACCCCCCUUCCUCCUUUCCCUUUCCCCCCUUCCCCCUCCGCGCCCCUCCGCCCGUCCCUCCCCACCAAGUGCCGGCGAUGAUGGAGCUGAAGGCAGCACUGACGCCGUACAUCAACCUCACGUCGUGAGACUGCCGGCGAUGAUGGAGCUGAAGGCGGCACUGACGCCGUACAUCAACCUCACGUCGUGGACGGCGACGAACCCGUGCUCGUCGUGGUGGCUCAUCACGUGCUGGACCAACGGGCUCGUGCGCCGCAUGGACAUCAGCUCCAAGGCCAUCCAGGGCAACCUGCCCUCCGUCAUCGGCAACCUCACCAGCCUCGAUGAGUUUUUUGCCACCACGAAUUGGUUUAAGGGAUCCCUCCCCGACUCGUUCAGUCGACUCACAGCCAUCAGGAACCUGCAGCUGUUCAAGAACUACUUUGAGGGUCCCAUCCCCAGUUCAUGGGGCAACAUGAAGAACCUCGUGCAGCUGCACCUCAACCUCAACUACUUUUCCGGCGGGCUGCCCGACACCUUCUCGCAGCUGACCAACAUGCAAAAAUUCUAUGUGUCCAGCAACUUGCUCAACUCCUCCUUCCCCACCGUCGUGUGCACCAUGAAGAACCUGCGGGAGCUUCGCCUCAGCUACAACCACUUCACUGGCUCCGUGCCCUCCUGCCUCAGCCAGCUCUCCUACCUCUACUAUCUAUACAUCGACACCAAUAAGCUCACCGGCACUCUCCCUGCCACCAUCGGCGACCUUCCUGCCCUGCAGAACUUGUUCAUCAAUCAGAACAGCCUCAACGGCCCUCUGCCUCCAACCAUCACCAAGCUCACCAACCUGCGCAUCCUCUUCAUGAGCAGCAACCCCUACCUGGAUGGCCCUCUGCCAUCAGACCUGGGCAACAUGGUCAGCCUCACGGACUUCGUGAUGGAGUUUGCAGCCUUCAAUGGCACCAUGCCUGAUUCCAUCACCAAGCUCACUCGCCUCUCCCGCAUUCUGAUGGACAACUGUCGCUUCACGGGCUCCAUCCCACAGGGCAUCAGCAACCUCAAGGCCGCUCACUGUGCUGUAUCUGGAGGGCAACCGCUUCCGUGGCAGCUUCCCCGCUGGCCUUCUCACUCUGCCCAAACUCAACCUGCUGUAAGCCCUCCCUCCCUCACUCAUUCUCGUGGCGGAAGAACACGCACGCUUUUAUUCAAUCUGCAGCACGACACGGCAUGCUCUUCUUGCCAUAACAACCUACACGACAACCAGUUCUCGGGCCCACUCCCUUCAGGCUUCUUCAACGCCACCAUAGUGACCACGGGGCAGAUCAACAUUCACCACAACUACUUCAACGGCCCUGCCACCGUCGUCGCCGGCAGCUCUCCCUUCUGCCCCAAGGACCAGACCCGCAACGGCAUCUUCUACCAGUCGUCCCUCGCAUACAACUGCAUCAAGUAUCCCGCCACCAGUGCAUGCGCGCUCGUGCCCAGGGUCGAGACCCAACUUUCGCUCACCACUUGCCAGGCGUUCUGUGGCGCUGACGUGGCGCCGUGUGGUGGGCACGGCACGUGCUGGUUUGGGGUUGGGCGGAGUGUGUCGUGUGAUUGUGACCCGGGGUAUGUGCCCACCUUGGAUGGGCUGUCCUGUGUUGCGGACACCUCUGGCGUGGUGGUCUGA